AUGAAACUCUUCUCCCUCGUAGCCCCCUGUCUGCUGCUCUCCGGGCUAUCAUCUGCAACCAACCAUACCACCUGCUCCUACCCCUCCAAGGACACCAUCAAGUCCGUCUUCUCCCACAUCGUCUCCGGUGACUACCCAGCUUUCUUCACGCAUGUUGUCGACACCGUCGAUUGGGACAUCCAGGGCACCCACCCACUCGCAGGCCGGUACCUGAACAAAACCCUCUUUGCGGUUAACGCAUUGGCCCGGCUGUCCAAAAUCCAGGACAACACCGCUCCUCAUGAGACCACCCUGAUCAACGUUGUAGGCGGCUGCGACGAGGAGUGGAGCAUGCAAGAGAUGGUUGCCACCGCUGUUUUUCAGAAUGGCUUUCAUUGGACCAACAACUAUGCGUGGGUGACUCGGUGGAAUUCCGCUAGCAAGAUCGUCCAGGUGCGCGCGUAUCUGGACUCGGCGCUGGUGGGAAAGGCGAUCAAGGAGAACGAGGUCACUACGAACUCGACCUUUAGUACGAUGCGGGAUACUUAUGAGCCAGGGCCGGGGGGAAUACCGAAUAUGACGGCUAUUUUGGGGUAUGAAAUUUGA
Molecule: messenger RNA, 585 nt
Organism: Aspergillus glaucus CBS 516.65
Lineage: Eukaryota; Fungi; Ascomycota; Eurotiomycetes; Eurotiales; Aspergillaceae
Exons: 2
Coding region: 1-585 (194 amino acids)
Source: RefSeq, a predicted model, not a curated record